GCCUCCAGUCCGUGAGCUGCGCGGGGUCUGGGCGGGGCCGGAGCGCGCGGGAAGCCCCGGCAGGGCUGUCCCCGUGCUGCGCAAUGGCUGUCUCGGUGCCCGGCUACUCGCCUAGCUUCAAGAGGCCGCCUGAGAUCGUGCGGCUCCGCCGGAAAAGGUCUCGGGACCACGGUGCCGCUAUGCCCUCCGCACUGCCGGAGCCCGCGCCCCGCCGAGCCGCGCUGGCGGCUGGGCUGCCCUUGCGCCCCUUCCCGACCGCGGGCGGCAGAGGAGGCGCCGCCGCCACCACCGCACGCAGGAACCCUUUCGCCCGCCUGGACAACCGGCCGCGGGUCGCCGACGAGGCCGGCGAAGAGCCGCUCCGCGGUCCUCAGGUUGCGCCGGCCCCGCUUCUAGAUUCUAAUGGAGAAAAUAACUUGCUGUGGGAGGAGGCAUCAUCUCAUGAAAGAACAGUCACCGAACUGCCCCAGAGUCAACGUGUACCAUUGUCUGAGUCAGACACUUGGUCUUCAGAUGGCACUGGGUUACCUGUGGACUGGAGCAUCAAAACCCGACUCCUUUUCACCUCUUCUCUACCCUUCUCCUGGGCAGACCAUCUGAAAGCCCAGGAAGAAGCUCAAGGGCUUGUCCAGCACUGUAGGGCAACAGAAGUUACCUUACCCCAGGCUAUACAGGACCCCAGACUGUCCACCACACUGCGCUGUGCCUUCCAGCAGACGCUGGUCUACUGGCUGCACCCCGCCUUCCCGUGGCUGCCGCUCUUCCCGCGAAUUGGAGCCUAUAGGAAAAUGACUGCAAAGACGAGUCCAUGGACAGCUGAUGAGACCCUGCAGCAUGAUUUAAUGAGUGACUGGUCUGUGAGUUUCACAUCUCUGUAUAACCUGCUCAGGACAAAGCUUUGCCCAUUUUUCUACGUGUGCUCCUAUCAAUUCACCGUCCUGUUUCGGGCUGCAGGACUGGCAGGAAACAGUGUUAUCACCGCGCUCAUCUCCCCUACAACUAGAGGCUUAAGAGAAGCUAUGAGAAAUGAAGGUAUUGAAUUUUCUCUACCUUUACUAGAAGAAAGUGGCCAUAAGAAGAAAGUUCGAGAACCAAGCCUGGAAUAUGAGGAGGAGCAGGCAGGCAGUGAGGAAGAUGAAGAGGAAAGUUUAUCUUGGCUGGAAGAGAUAGGUGUGCAAGAUCAAAUUAAGAAGCCAGACGUGAUCUCUAUCAAGCUACGUAAAGAAAAACAUGAAGUACAAAUGGAUCACCGACCUGAGUCUGUCGUACUGGUGAAAGGACUCGACACCUUCAAACUGCUCAAUUUUUUGAUCAAUUGCAAGAGUUUAGUUGCUACCUCAGGUGCACAGGCGGGUCUUCCACCCACUCUCUUAUCCCCAGUAGCCUUCCGAGGGGCCUCAAUGCAGAUGCUUAAGGCACGAAGCAUUAAUGUAAAGACUCAAGCUCUUUCUGGAUACAGAGAUAAGUUUAGUUUGGAGCUCACAGGCCCCAUCAUGCCGCACGCUUUGCAUUCUAUGACCAUGCUACUGCGCUCUUCACAGAGAGGGUCAUUCUCUGCUGGAUUCUAUGCACAUGAGCCGACUGCUGUAUUCAAUGUUGGCCUGUCUCUGGAUAAAGACCUGGAUAGAAAAGUUGCUGAUAAGGACCUUGCUAACUGUGGGCUGCACCCUAAAACCCUGGAGCACCUCAGUCAAAUGCCAGUGCUGGGGAAGUCAUCCUUACGGAAUGUGGAAAUGAGUGACUACAUUUUAAAUUGGAGAUCCUGAACACCAAAAUUCACCCAAAUCUGGUGAAAGUCCUGUAGUCACUUCCUUACUGAGGAUGCUUCUGGCUGGCUUCUGGGAAGACGACGCUAUGGCAGAAGGACCUGAUGAGCUGUUUCCUGUAACAUGGAUUUAUGCAGUUUCGUCCGUGUCUUAUCUGCUCACAGCAGCACACUCAGGUGCAAGACAGUUGUGGGAUUAGGAAUUACAAGGACAACUUAGCCCUUGUGAAGAUAUAAUUCUGUCAUCUUUGCUGAAAUGUCUUAUGAUCAAGACUGAAGAACCAAAAACUUCAAUUAUACUUAUUAAAACAAAAUAAGACUGAUUUAAAAAAAAAAAAAAAACACUACCUUAUCAUUUAAAAAAAAAGUCAAAAAACAAAACAAACAGAAACAAAGCAAUUCAUUGGAAGCCCAACUAAAAUCAGAAGGGUCAUUGCUCUCAAAGUAUGUCAACCUAAGUAGUCACUAGUUCUACAAAAAUAGUACACUUAGGUGGUAACUAACAAUUGAGUAUUAUCAUCUGUCAGUUUUUCUUUGGCGCUUUUAACAGUGUUACAGAAAUACAGAUUUGAAAGCAAAUCAAUCUCAUCCCUUUGUCCUUAAAAAGUUCAGGAUUCUUUUUCUUAGGGCUGCAGUUAGUUUUUAUACUCCAAGUCUAAAUCUCUGCAUGAGUAGCUCAGAGUUCGCCCUACAUCCUCUUCCAAGGAAGACACCAUGUUUUAUUCCUGAGCAGGAGAGAGCUCUCCUUUCAUUCAGUGUUGCCAUCCUCUCUCAACACUGCCCCUUAAUGAGAACCUAACUUCUGAUGGGAAAUAAAACUAAAACAUCACUUAGUGUUGAGAAUGAAGAUGGCAGUCAUAAAUAUAACUUUUUCUUGGUCAAAAAGUAUAAGCAACACGUAUUAAUCAUUUUCCCCAUGAUUCAACAGUUAUAAUUUUCUCAGAAAAGUCUGUAAGAAUUCUACAAUAUUUCUAAGUCUUUGCUACAUAGGAGAUUGUUGCCUGGCUAUCUUUUUUCCAACUGUUUAAAUGCUUAAUUUGUAAUAAGUUACCCAAGCACAUGUAUCAGGACAUCUAAAUCUGUACAGCCCUCACCUGGUUUAUAUUCUGCUACUACAAGAAGAUUAAGUUAGCUGUAAAUGUCAGUUAGCUUUCCCUCCUGAGAUGUGGCAGUAGCCUGAUUUGGGUAUUAGUAAAUGAGCACUAAACUGGUAAAGUACUGUUCAAAGCAGCCUCUCCUCACCGGUGACGGUGGAAUACGCUUCUGUUGCUGAACUCCAUGUAAAUAACGACCAUCACCUUUAACUGUAAAUAAGUCAGCUGCCCUGGCACUUAGUUGAGCAUUACUACAUAGAACUGUUCCCAUUCAAAAUGCCGCAGGUCAAAAAAACUCAGUGAAAAUGUCGCCUUUGAAUUUCUCUGGGGAAAAGUACUGCAUGAAAUAGUUUGAUCUGAGCUCUGUUUACUUUGAUUCAUAAGGUUUAUUUGUAUAAUUGCAAGUGUUUACACUGGAAAAUGUUUAUGGCCAAAGUGGGGAACCUCAAGUGAAGAGCAGAGGUCUGUGAGACCUACAUAUCCCAGAACUGCAGGAAAAAGGAGUCCAAAAGGACAUCAGGUCUCUAAGUCCAAUCCUUGGAUGAACGUCAAGGCUUUGGAAACCAAGGGCAAGGUGACGGCUGCUAGUCUCUAACUCCCACCUCCCCUACUCAAGUCUCCACCCUCCCCGAUCCCCAAGCGUGAUU
Messenger RNA from Apodemus sylvaticus (European woodmouse), 3506 nucleotides. It is a transcript of the gene Donson, whose product is annotated as DNA replication fork stabilization factor DONSON. The transcript has 11 exons. The record is from RefSeq and is a predicted model, not a curated record. The coding region runs from base 84 to 1766 and encodes 560 amino acids. Gene Ontology annotation, cellular component: nucleus. Gene Ontology annotation, biological process: nuclear DNA replication. Lineage: Eukaryota; Metazoa; Chordata; Mammalia; Rodentia; Muridae.